UUUUGCAAAGACACUCCACUUUGAAGAAAGGGGGUAUCCUCUCUCCGUUAACCUUGGGGGGGAUUUCCAUCCCAGCCGAGUCUUCAUUUUUUUCUGCAUCUCAUCAAAGAUUCUCGACGGGGUACAUCAUGGGCAUCGUCAACAUGUUUCCGACUGCAGCAGGCAUCGCCCUGGCCGCGGCCUGCUUGUCCCCUGUGGCGGCCGCAAGUACAUGCAGCAGCAGCAGCAACUCGACGCGGGCAGCAGUUCCGAGCGCCGUCCUCCCCCAAGGGACCAUCAGAGGGUUCCGUGAUGCCAGCUGCAACUCCGUCUUCCUGGGCGUGCCCUUUGCCGGCACAACGGGCGGCGGGAACCGGUGGCGGGCGCCGCAGGACCUCCCCAGGUCGAACCGGACGUUCGCCGCGACGUCCUACGGCCCGACGUGCCCCCAGGCCAUCUCGGGCGACCUCUUCAGCCAGCAGGGCGAGGACUGCCUGAACCUCAACAUCUGGGCGCCCUCGGCCGGGGAGAACCUGCCCGUCUUCGUCUACAUGUACGGCGGCGCAAUGGUCACGGGGUCCAACAGCAACCCGCAGAUCCAGGGCUCCAACUUCGCCCGCAAGGGGGUCGUCUACGUCAACUUCAACACUCGCGAAAGCGUCUUCGCGUCUCCUCACUCAGCGGAGCUGGCCAAGGAGGCGGACGGCGGCGCGGGAGGGUCGCAGAACUUCGGCAUCCUGGACGUCGAAAAGGCCCUCGACUGGGUCCGCGAGAACAUCCACGCGUUCGGGGGCGACCCGGAGCACGUCGUGUUCGGCGGCCACUCGUCCGGCGGCGUGCACGUGGACCACUACCUCUGGAACCACCCGGACUCGUGGCUCAAGGGCGCGGCGCAGAUGAGCGCCAACGCCAUGUCCGGCCCGGCCUUCGCGCCCGUCAACGAGGCCCUCGACGCCGUCGCCGCCGAAGUCGGAUGCCCCCAGGCCGGCGAGGGCGGCCAGCUGGACUGUCUCCGCGAGGUGGACGUGUACGCGUUCCAGACGGCCAACUUCAACUCCACCUCCAACACCUGGUUCACGCCCGUCAUCGACAACAUCACGCGGCACGCCGACUACGCCGCGCGUCUCGCGGCCGGGCAGUACGCCUCCCACGUGCCGCUGCUGACCGGCACCUCGGACGGCGAGGGCACCAUCUUCAGCCUCGUGUACGGCGCCGAGAACGGCGACUUCGGCUCGUGGAUCAACACCUUCAACGCCGACAGCGCGCACAUCGAGGACGACGUCCUGCUGGAGGCGUACAACGCCUCCGACUUCGGGUCCGAGCCCCUCCGGAGCGGCGCCCAGUACGGCGACGCCCGGUUCAACUGCGCCGUCGACUACCUUCUGGACCUGCGCAGCGCCGUGCAAGACACCUGGGUGUACCGCUUUUUCGGGGCGUACGACAACGUCGUCGGAGUCCCCGGCACGGCGCCCACGCACGGGACCGAGGUGCCCUUCUUCCACGGCGGCAACGAGUGCUUCGCUUCCCUCGCCGACGUCACCGAAGCGCAGCAGGCCCUGGCCGAUUCCAUCCAUGACUGGUUCGUCGGCUGGAUCAAGGACCCGGCCGCCGGGCCUGCAGGAUGGGCCAAGGCCUCGCCUGAGUCCGGCGCUUUGGUCAAACUCGGCGUCCCUGGCGACGAGCUGUCUGCCAUUCCGGGAUCGAGGGGGGAGUACAACUCUCGCUGUCAGUCGGUUUAUGGACCUGCUUUUCCCAAGUACCCGGUCGUCCAGUCCGUGGCGGGCAUCCUGUAAGGGGCUUUUGUGACGAGCAUCUGGCAGCUUGCUGGGUUGGCCCUCGGAAGUCGAACGAUGCGUAAAAGUUGUAGAACUACGACCCAAAGAGCAAAAUAAGAUCGCUAUCAAGUCUUGAUACAGUUGUCAAGAACGAAGUUGUAAUAGAAUACAAGUUUCUUUGCGUUGGGUCGCCUAGUUCCCUUAUGACCCUUUCAACUUCUCUAAGAUUUCCCUAAUCGUUCGAUCCUUACUAAGAUGGAGUGGUUUUGCCGGGAACAUGACUCGGCAAUUCUCUCUUUCCAGAACGUAGUACGCAAAUAGCGAAACAUCCACCUCGUUGGAGACGACUGACUGCGUGCCCAGGAGUCAGGACAGGGUGUCUGCAGAGUCGAUGCAAGCACCGGCAGCGGACGGCAACAGCCGCAUCUUUACCCUCUCUGAUCUCAGCAUCGCUCACUGGCAGCGUCUUUGAUUUGCCGGUGCUAUACGAGCGGAGGUGGAUCUAGGCAUGGUAACCUUGCCACGGCUAGAGAAAAGUGGUGUGAUGUGUGAUAUAAUAUUCCGGCCAACCGGUCCCCCAAUCUCUCUUCGGACUACAAGUACGCGUCUUCUCCUCUCACCCUGCAUAUGUAUCCAGUAUUUUCUUUUCGCAACAUAGAACCAACAGCCAUUCCGUCAGGACAGGGAACUGGAGCAAGGGUCCUGACCCGGUCUCAUUACCGGACCAAUAACGAGCACGCAAACUGUCAUAUCAUGCAAUUGUUGGACAUCAUCCUUGGACUGGAAGGAGUCUUAUGCCUUUUUUGCGCCCAACAUGUCAAAACCGAUCCUAGGACUGUUUGUUAUUCAGUAGAAGCCAUUCAGGGAGUGGUCGUAUUCCAUAGUCUGGGAGUUCACGCAGACCAUAUUCCUCAGAGCCAACGAGAGUUGUGAAGUACUCCGCCACCCCUCGACUAGCAAAUUAUCUCGGUUAGUGCCUGAAACAAGUAUUGGUAGUUGCAUCAAUCCGACGGAUGUAUCCGAGAUCCGGCCUUCUUGGUACUUUGCCAUCAGUUCCAGCUUCCGGAGGGCAACUUGAAUCAAGCAACCUGACUGGGAGAAGGAGUCCAGAGGCGCAAUGGCAGUUUCACUCAGAGCCAGAAGCCCUUGUUAUGGACUUGAAGGUGUCAUACCUAGGAAUCAUCUGCCCAUCGCACAAGCACACAAGAGGCCUGGUGGGAUAAUGUAACCUUCCGCGGAGCAGGGAUGCCGCCUCCGCUCCCGGGAACCCACUUCCCCCCCGGGGCCCUGGUACGGUGUUUGCGGGGGUUCAUCCAACCGCAUACGACCAGUCACCUUCUUGGUAGUCUCCCAAACUUCCAACGACCGAUUGAUACUUUUCUCUCUUGUCCUUUCUUCCUGCCGUCCACGUUCUUGAUUCCGGGAGGCGUAACACUGUUGUGUGGGUUGGGAGCCGGUUGCGACGGAGGGUUGCCAAGGCGGCAAAAUACAUUUUACCAAGAUUCGUGCACAAAUCACGGAGAUCUUAGAGACAUUCUUGGCUUUGAGGGCGGAAAGAUGGAGUAGAUCUGUAUGCUCUUACAGAUUCCCACAGCAUACGGCGGUCAACGGACUUGGUAAUUUCAGCCAGUGGUUCCAGAUGGUCUUGUCAAAGCUACCAGGUCGAUCCGAGCCAGACGCUCCUCUUCCCCCAUUUUUUUCUUUUUCCUUCGUCGGAGCAGCACUGCGUCCCUCUACACUCUACAGGUAAGACUGAAAGACCUUGUCGUACUUCUCCCUCGUCGCCCGGUUGCCGACCCAGACGUCCUUCUUCCCGUCCACGAUCUCGAUGUCGGUGCCGACGAAGGUGGCAACCAUGCCGGCGCCGAAGGCGGCCUUGUCGAUGAAGACGUGCUCGUCGGGCUCGACCACCUCGAGGUAGUACGGGUGGGCGAGCAUGGCCGCGAGCACCUCGUCCGACUUGUAGAGGAACAUGGCGAUGCCGUCAAACUCCACCGGCUCGGUGGCGGCGGGCUCGGUCGAACCCGCUGCCGUAGGGAGGAUCUGGCCUCCGACUUGAAUCUGAGGCGAGAAAGUCAGCCCACUCCCAAGAAGACGACGGCAUUCUGAUCGUGGGGGUUCGUCUGACGUACCUGCUGGUAGCGCGUGAUGUUGAAGUGGACGGCCAAGGGCGCGACCUUGGGCGCGUGCUCGGUCUGCCAGUAGUCCCAGAACUGGUCCCGGGUGACGUUGGCGGCCCGCUUGACGUAGGUGACCAUCUGGGUCUGGCCGGUGUUGGUACAGGAGGCCAUGCCGCCGGCGAGGAGCGUGGCCGCGAUGGCGAAGGGGACGGCGAGGCGGACCAUGUUCUACUUGGAAUCCCGGGCGGGAGAGAUGUCGAGAACUUGGGCUGAAGUGGUCUGACUCGGGAACGCAGUGGACAGUGAGUGGGUUGGCAAGGAAUCCGGGAAACUGGAAUUUCUGUAAGUUUCAGACAGAGAGGAGUGGGAGAGGGAGGAGGGGAGGUAUGUGUAGGUCAAGACUUUUAUCCCUUUCGUUACG
This is a messenger RNA of Colletotrichum destructivum, 4295 nucleotides long. Its product is annotated as Putative carboxylesterase, type B, alpha/Beta hydrolase. NCBI's taxonomy places the organism in Eukaryota, Fungi, Ascomycota, Sordariomycetes, Glomerellales, Glomerellaceae. The transcript is spliced from 4 exons. The coding region runs from base 129 to 1772 and encodes 547 amino acids. The record is from RefSeq and is a predicted model, not a curated record.